AUGUUGUUAAAACAGGCAAAAAAAACUCAGAAGAGAAAGGUAGAAACUUUCGAGAGUAUCGCUUUUCCUUUAAUGGAAUUAGAUCAAUUACCUCUACCUUUUUAUGAAACCAAGACCGAAGUGUUUUCUUUGGACCAGGUUGAAUUUUCGGAAGUAUCUGACAGCUUCUCCAAAGAAUUUGAAAGUAUUAUAGAAGAGGUUUUUUCAGAUAAAUACGAACAGUACACCUAUGACCAAACAUCUUCGGUUUAUGAACAAGCUACACUGGACGAAAAAAACAACCGCGAUAUUAAUGAGCAAGAAAUGGAAGAACAUAUACCAAUAGAAAAUUUGCCUCAAAGCCCUCUGUUUAAUUGUGAACUCGAAGAAAAUUCUUUUUUGGCUGAUUAUUAUAGGGAAGAUAGCCUCCCCACUGAACAAACUGAUAUAGGAUCUUUUUCAAGAGAGCAUUCAACCAAUGAUUACAAGAAAAUAGCCACCCCUGAAGUCGUUACUAAGAGAGUUUUAAAAGGUGAUUUGACCAAAGAGCCUGUAUUAGAGAUCGCUGACGACAAUAAUAAUAUUGGUGAAAAUGAAGAAAAAAAUGAAGAUAAAUCAACAAAAGUGUCAAAAAGUUGGAAACGUUAUAUAAACUUGUUAGAAAAAUACCCCAUUUACACGAAGGAUGAUAUCUUAAAACAAGAAUUGGCUUUGCAAAAGCUCAAGGAGAGAAUCUACAGUGAAAAAAUUUCAAAAGGAACAAGAGUGGCCAAAAACUCUUUUUUAACCUUAGUAGUCGGUCCCUAUUAUUUGGGGAAGUUCGGAUAUAAGCUUUGUCUCAGAAAUCUGGCUAAAUUCUCAAUUGCACAUCUUGAAGAAUUUAAAGACGUUGAUUAUCAGGAGCUUCUCAAAUAUGCAAAACUUCAAUCUUUGAACUUAAAGGAAGAUGAUUUGUCAUUACAUGAUAAGCAUUAUAAAAAAUGGUUGGAGACAGAUGGCUCCGUGACGCAAAUUCCAUCAAUUUGUUACAGAAAUCUAGGAAAUGAUACCGGUUCUUUAUUCCCUGCCUCUACCAAUUACCCCAAAACUUAUUCUACUCAUAGUAGAAAGACUUAUUGA
Molecule: messenger RNA, 1098 nt
Organism: Kluyveromyces marxianus DMKU3-1042
Lineage: Eukaryota; Fungi; Ascomycota; Saccharomycetes; Saccharomycetales; Saccharomycetaceae
Exons: 1
Coding region: 1-1098 (365 amino acids)
Source: RefSeq, a predicted model, not a curated record